Molecule: messenger RNA, 1515 nt
Organism: Tremella mesenterica DSM 1558
Lineage: Eukaryota; Fungi; Basidiomycota; Tremellomycetes; Tremellales; Tremellaceae
Exons: 1
Coding region: 1-1515 (504 amino acids)
Biological process (GO): regulation of DNA-templated transcription
Molecular function (GO): sequence-specific DNA binding; zinc ion binding
Source: RefSeq, a predicted model, not a curated record
AUGGAUCUGAUCCCUGAUCGUCCGCUUCCCCUUGUCAAACCUGACUUAGAGUUACAUCAUUUUGAGAAGAACUCGCUUGAAGUAUUUGAAGGCUUCAGAACUGGGUUUGGAAAAGAGGCUUCUGGUUUUUGGUUAGAUCGAACAGGUUUAACACUGGAUCGAGAAGAGAUAGAACCAAUUGGGUUAGAGCCUGGAUCAUACGUGAAUAGGAUUAGUCAAUUUGGUAGACCUUCACUCUCUUCACUUUCGACAUUGGGUCGUUCUGGAUCGACUAAAGGUCACUCGAUAUUAAAACAAUCAGAGUCGAUAUUAUCAACACCUUCUACACAAUCAGCACUCAAUCAACCCAUAUCAACUUCGUCGUCCCCUAUUUCCGACCAAACAUCAACUAUACUCCCACCUAUUCUUGACCAUCAGCCAACCAAAUCGGACCAACUAUCUUUCACAGUGGGUCAGAACAUUGAGCAAGACAAAAUGAGAUCUAGACCUCAACUCAGACCUCAACGUAGAACGACUAUACCGACUCCCAAUUCCCCUCAACCUCGUCCCAACAUAUCUCGUCGUCCAACCAUUGACAAUGUCAUACAUCCUCAUAACUUGUUCCCUUCGGCACCAAGACGAUCACAAGAAGAAAAAUCUCCGAAGAAUGAGAGACGUAAGAAAGAAGCGAACACUCCUCCUUCCCCUGAAAGUCCAUUGAGAGAUGUGAGAGAGAUUAAACGUUCGUUAUCUUCUUCACCAGAGUCGAACUCAAGUUUGUUGGUUUAUCCCGCAUCUCAUUCGAUACGUAAAAAUGGAUCUCAAUCUGGUGUCGACACUGAUCAGAGAAAUCUCCAUACUCAUCCCUCACAUCUUCAAGCUAUCCACAAUUAUGCUCAUCAACAACCCAACACUCAUCAGUCUAAAGUUUACGAUCACAAUAACACUCACACUCAUCAUACAAGCACUCACAAUCAUUCUGAAACGUAUAAACACCAACAUCACAAUCAUCAUUCCCAACAUGUCAACAAUCAUACUAAACCCAACAAUGUUCAGAAAACAGGUUUCGAUCUUACUCCACUGACUCAACCUCAAUCAUCACAGAACAAACCAACAUUGGAAGAAAAGAAACCUAUGAAAACAAAGAAACGUUCUAAAAUCCCUCCUGUACCAGGUCGCUUUCCUCCUAAUAACAAACAUGGUGAAAAACAAUGUACAAACUGCGCUGAGAUCGAUACCCCUCAAUGGAGAGGAUCAUUAUGUAACGCAUGUGCAUUAUGGAAACGAUCAAGAGGUGAAGAUCGUCCAUUACCAUUACUUUUUCCAAGAAGAAGUCCAUCACUUUCAAUCUCUCCACCAGGUUCACCUAUUUCUCCCACGGCUUCAGGUAUCUCGACGAUAUCCAACGUUGGAAUCAACAGUGUUUCUGACAAUCGUAAUCAUGUUGCUCCUAUUCCUGGUGGGUUGAUGCCUUUUUUCUCAUGCUUAUCAUCUCACAAGACCUGCCGGACAAAAUCCAAGAUAUCCUAUACCUAA